AUGAGUUUUGCACCUGAGUUGAGGACUCACGCUCAAAAAGUAUGUACUCUCUAUAAAAAAGCUAUGAGAACUAUCGAAGGUUACUAUGUGGCGAGAUACAUAGUCCGAUAUCACCAAGUUAUUCUGAGAAAGCAAUUUGAUGAUAAUCGAUGUGUUUCUGAUGCAAAAGAACAACGUCGUUUGUUGUGGGUUGCAGAGAAUGAAUUAUUUAUGAAACAAAAUCCUAUACCACCAGCUAAAUUUUCAAAAUCAAUUGGCUUGGCUGGUGGAGUCGCUUACAAUCGUGUUGUGACACCACCAGACUGGAUCCUUGAUUAUUGGCAUCCCCUCGAGAAGGCGCAAUAUCCUGACUAUUUUGCAAGACGUGAGUGUAGAAAACAAGAGUAUCUUGAAAAGAGAAAUAAUGGAACUUUAAUGUAA
Messenger RNA from Leptosia nina, 420 nucleotides. Lineage: Eukaryota; Metazoa; Arthropoda; Insecta; Lepidoptera; Pieridae. The record is from the annotation of a GenBank genome assembly.